This is a messenger RNA of Gasterosteus aculeatus aculeatus (three-spined stickleback), 2916 nucleotides long. RefSeq names its product SAM domain, SH3 domain and nuclear localisation signals 1a (gene samsn1a). NCBI's taxonomy places the organism in Eukaryota, Metazoa, Chordata, Actinopteri, Perciformes, Gasterosteidae. Gene Ontology annotation, molecular function: protein binding. The record is from RefSeq and is a predicted model, not a curated record.
UGUCUCUCAGUGGCUGGCUGUCACUCAGCACGCUGCCGGCCAGCCAUCGGACGCAACAGCACCAGCAGCCAGCAUGAACCUUUUCUGCUUCUCGCUGGAGGGGUCCAUGGACAGCCUGUACGAGGCGGUGCAGAGCUCCGGGGACGGCCCACCUCCACCCAUCCCCAGCCGCUCCUCCAGCCGCGCAUGCAGCCGCUCCGCCAGCCGCUCCUGCAGUCCGGCGGUGCUGCUGGACGACCACACCAACUGGCCCGGCUCCGGGAGGUCUAUUUCUAUGGAGAUGCCACAGAUGCAGGGCACCAACUCCAGUAAGAAGAAAAGAAGAACACACAUAUCGAAAUCUGCAUCGGACAACGAAACACUGGAUAACCUCGGCUGUAAUACGGCGGUUUGGCAGCCCGCCAAGAGCCGGGAAGAUUUAGUCCACACCACCAACAAUCACAAUGAAGAGAUGAGGAAGACCAAAUACAGAACAGAAACCAGAGAAGUGAAAGGAGCCCGUCAUUCUGGCACAAAGAAAAAGGAGAAACCGCACUCCAGCCAGUGUUUCCAAGGCAACAGCUCGGCGUCAGAGUCCAAACCUGCGGCCAAAAAAACCCAAAAGCCCGGAAAGAAAACAGGCGGAAAGAGCGGUAAAGAAGGCUCAAAGAAAAGUCACAGCUCAACAGUGCAACCCCCACCAGGCGCCAUGAGCCCUCCCAUGCGACCCCCCUACGUGGACAUGCCAUGCAUGUCCGACAGGAGGCCCUACCUGGGCAAGUCCUCCACCCUCCCCGCCCAAGAGAACGCCACCCCGGGCCGGCGAGCGGACGCCGUCGGCCUCCCCGGCGGGGCGACGCCCACCCACACCCACCGCCAGCGGUGGAGCAACCCGGGGGACGGGAGUCCCGCCUGGGGGGGCGUCCAGCACACCUGCCGCAGGCCGCUGACGGAGUAUCGCGCCUACCCCCACGACUUCCCCGAGCCCCCCGAGAAGGAGUGGGGAGGAAGGCAGCGGCAGCCGACGGACCAGAACGACGCCCCGCCACGGGACUGCAGGCCUCGGAUUCCCCCGAAGGUGUCGCGAUCCAUCACGGACGCGGAUCUGUCGGAACCAAACCGCUCCACCAGCUUCGGCAGGUUCGAGGGACUCAGAAACCACCCGACACAAGCGAAACCCGAGGAAAAUGGAACAACCGCGCCGACAGAUGAAAGCGAGACUUCGGACCAGAACAAAUCGGCCGGACUCGGAAAGAAGAUGAAGGCGAUUUCACUGACUAUGCGCCGAAAAAUGGGCAAAAAACACGCCAAGUCUUUUUGUGAGGAGACGGGUGAUGACACGGACAAAGAGCCGGAGGCAGAGACAGAGAGCGGACCCGCUGCUGAGAAAACUGAGAAGACCAGCAACUCCUUGGAGAGUCUCUACAGUGGCCAGAGCUCCUCCAGUGGUGUCACCAGCGAGUCCAACGGCUCCGGUCAGAGAGACAGUCUGCGGCUGGAGGAGGACGGCUCCUACCAGGGACAGUUCUGUUGCCGGGCUCGGGUCCACACGGACUUCGUUCCCAGCCCGUACGACACGGACUCCCUCAAACUCAAGGUCGGCGACAUCAUCAGCAUCAUCAGUAAGCCGCCGAUGGGCAUCUGGACGGGCAUGCUGAACAACAAAGUGGGCAACUUCAAGUUCAUCUAUGUUGACAUUGUGGCGGAUAAAGAGGAGGAAGAGGAAGUUCCCAAGAUCAGGCAACAGAAGCUCUGCAAAAGACCUCGGCCUAAAACCCUGCUGGAGUUACUGGAGCGCCUGAAUCUGGAGGAGUACGCCUCGGCCCUGCUGCUGAAUGGGUACCAGACGGUGGAGGACCUGCUGCACCUGCAGGAGAAACACCUGAUCGAGCUGAACGUCAAAGACCCCGAGCACCGGCGCAAGCUCCUCGCCGCCGCCGAAUGCCGCUACACAGGCGAUGACGUCAGGGACGCCGAGGAGCUCCGAUCCUCCCACGGUCUCCGGGAAGAAGACAGCGACUGUCCCAGAGACUCGGGCUGCUUCAUUCCAUCAGAAUGUCCGGAGGGCAAAGAGGAGGCGGAGCGGCUCGCGGACGCCGUGGACUCUUGAAGCGAAGGACACUUUGACGGACGGGGCUGCAAAGUGUGUGUGGUUUUUUUUUUCUCGUGACUGGUGGUUCUAACAAUUAUCCGCUCGAAACAGAUUUAUUAUUAUGCUUUUGAAGUUUGAAUAAUAUGGAUUUAUGUAAUUAUUAAAAAUCUUUUGGUUUCAGAAUAACUUACAAAUAUGCAACUCAACUGUCAAAUUCUUACUGUGAACUUCUGUUUCCAAAGAAACCAUUGAAAAACUACACACAACCUGACAAAUAAGGCUGAUACAUUGUAACAGUAACAGUACCGUUAGCAGAUCCGUGUAUCAGUGUAGCGCCGCGGUCCGUGUUACACACAUGUGCUUACUUACUUAACUACACAGUAGUUAGAUAAUGAUCAAGUUGGACUUUUACUUAAUUUUUCUGCUGUUGAGAAACUGUUUUACUGUUUUAAUAAUUUUAUUGAUUAACGUUGUAUUUAUUGCAUUGUAAGUCAUAUAAUGCUUUUUUCUCCAUAUAACGCCUUUAUUUAUAACAUCUGCAUCGUCAGCAUUAUCACCAGAUCCAAUCUCAAUUGUUCAACACGCAGUACUUUUUUUUUUACCAUUUUCUGUACUUUGAGUGUUGUUGGUGAAGGGAUGACUUUCAAAUGUAGUGUCUGGGUUCUAACAGCAUAUUCAAAUCUUGCCUAUAAAAUCUAUAUUGUACAGGAAAUCACAUGUUAUUUUCUAAUCGUGUUUGAGUGAGUGUAUGAGAGAGCCUGUGUAUAAACGCAUGUGAAAGUUACCGUCCAAUUGUUUUCACAACUUUUGUAAAUAAAAUCAAAGAAGUACAAUUAAAACCCCAA